AAAUAUGGUGACCAUAAUGCCAUAUAGCUACUCAGCUCCCCGAUGUGGAUUAAUUGAUAAAAUGAUUGAACCGAAGGUUAAACGUCCCAAAACAGAGCCUACAGAUACAAAUGAUAGAAAUCGACUCUGUACGGCGGCCCAAAACUCGAUUACAACACAACAGUCCGCCUCACAUUUGCAAGGUCCACUGGGGAGCUCUCAGACAGGCUCUCCAUUAACAGCUAGUGGUUCCUCCUUACUUGCCUCAUCCAGUCAAUGUAGUCCUCUGGCAUUGCCACCACAAACCCAACCGCUGCAGCCUACCAUAACCUCCUUGGCCUCACUCUCAAAUUAUCAUCACGCUCACGCAUCGCAACACCAGCAUUCACCACACCACCAUCAGCACCAACAACAACAACAGCAGCAUCAUCAGCAGCAACCACCUUCUUCAGCGUCAUCACUAAGUGCGAGCAGCUGUAGCCUAACCGCCAAUAAUCUACCAUCUCUUUCCAACGCCUCAGCCUCUCAAUUUGCCCACACGGCAGGUAGCAGCAGUUUCUCAACAUAUCAGCAGCAUAGCAUAAAUGCAUCAGUGUCUGCUACAUCUACAACAACAAAUGAUAAUUCCACCACGCUCUCAUCGUCCAAUUCCACCUCAGCAUCAGUGAAUGCGCUGAGCAGCAGUAGUAGUGGCAUGUCACACUGGCUAAAUACUGAACAUCAGUCUGCCACACAACUGCCUUCCGUCAAGUCAGAGAGUCGCUCGCCCGGCAUAACGAAUUCGAAUCAAACGACACAGCAGCAUUUGCAGUCAUCGUCGAACGCCACAGAAGUGACAGGUCUUAGCGGUCACUUGGAAUCGGGUGCCAACAACGGAAACCAUCCUAACUCCGUAUCGAAUCUAUACAGUUGUUCGGCUUCAGUGAACUCCUCGACGGGUUUGGUUGGUCUCGAUUCGCCCAGCAAUACACUGAGUUCCUCGUCCAUGGCUGCUGUAAAUUCCACUGCAGCAGCUGCCGCGGCAGCCGUUGCCUACGACACCAAACACGAUUACUACAAUUAUUACAACAGUAUGCAACAAUAUACACCGCCAUUCUAUUCCACCUACGGCACUCCCUAUACGACAGCGGCCAGAGCUGCACCAAAGAUAGAACCAUCAUCGCCCUAUCUAACAUCGACAUAUGCCUCCAGCAAUAAUAACUCGGCACAGCUUUAUCCCACAGCCUAUGGCUAUAAUAAUUUUGCCCAGUUCGGUUCGGCUGCCGCCCAACAGGAUUACUCCUCGUACUAUAACGAUCAAUAUGGCAACUACUAUAAUCCCGCGAAUUAUUCCCCGUAUGCUGUCAGUUCCCCAAGCUCCAGUGCCAGUCACGGUUUCCAUGUGGCAGCCUCCAAUCUUUCGGAAAGCCCCACCGACACUCACUCCACAACUCCAGUUUUGCACAACACCCAUUCGCCGCAUUCUCCUCUACCCAUUUCGCCCAACAACAACAUGGCUUCAACUGGCAACACUGCCUCGAGUAAUGCAGCGACGUCAUUGCCGAAAACUACACCCACUGGCAAGACUGGCCGAUCUCGAGGACGUCGCCACCAGCAACCUAGUCCGACACGCAGCUGUACCUCCGACACACCAAACAGUGAAGCUGUUAAGCCCCCGGAGAGGGUGUUCAUUUGGGAUCUAGACGAGACCAUUAUCAUCUUUCACACACUGUUGUCGGGUUCCUUUGCCAGCCGUUAUACCAAAGAUCACAGUGCCCUAAUGACGAUAGCCUUUCGCAUGGAGGAGAUGGUCUUUAAUUUGGCCGACACCCAUUUCUUUUUCAACGAAAUCGAGGAAUGUGACCAGGUCCACAUCGAUGAUGUUUCAUCGGACGACAAUGGUCAAGAUUUGAGUACAUAUAAUUUUGCCACUGACGGUUUUCACACAGGAGCACCACCCGGCGCUCCACCGAACUUGUGUUUGCCCACUGGUGUAAGAGGCGGUGUCGAUUGGAUGCGCAAAUUAGCUUUCAGAUAUAGGAAAAUUAAGGAAAUCUACAACACCUAUAGGGGAAAUGUUGGUGGUUUAUUGGGACCUGCCAAAAGAGACGCUUGGUUACAAAUCCGCCAGGAUAUUGAAAUGGCUACCGACAAUUGGGCCUCGUUGGCUACUAAAUGCCUAAAUAUGAUAGCUCAACGUGAAAAUUGUGUUAAUGUUCUGGUGACUUCAACUCAAUUGGCACCAGCUUUGGCCAAAGUCCUGCUCUUUGGUCUGGGAGGCAUCUUCAAUAUUGAAAAUAUUUACAGUGCCCACAAAAUAGGUCAGGAAACUUGUUAUGAGCGUAUUGUGACGCGUUUUGGACGCAAAAGUACAUAUGUAGUUGUGGGCGAUGGUGCCGAAGAGGAAUCAGCCGCCAAAGCCAUGAACUUCCCAUUUUGGCGGAUAUCAUCGCAUAGUGAUAUUAGAGCUUUGUACACGGCACUCGAUAUGGGUUUCUUAUGAAAAACUUUACACGCAUUCGCUGUGCUGGUUAGGGCAACAUUGUAAAUUAUCA
Musca vetustissima is the source of this 2513-nucleotide messenger RNA. It is a transcript of the gene eya, whose product is annotated as developmental protein eyes absent. Gene Ontology annotation, cellular component: nucleus. Bases 5 to 2461 code for a protein of 818 amino acids. The transcript has 5 exons. Gene Ontology annotation, biological process: cell differentiation; positive regulation of DNA repair; multicellular organism development. Gene Ontology annotation, molecular function: protein tyrosine phosphatase activity. Lineage: Eukaryota; Metazoa; Arthropoda; Insecta; Diptera; Muscidae. The record is from RefSeq and is a predicted model, not a curated record.